AAAAUUAAGCGGGAAUUGAAUAUUGAUAAAAGGGUUGAAUUAACUCCGCAUACUUUACGGCGGGCGUUUACUACUUAUCAUGCCGAACAAGGUGUGCCAUUACCAAUUUUACAAAAAUUAUUAGGGCAUGAAAGCAUAAGGACUACUGUCUUAUAUUGGCGAAAUCCUUGCGAAAAGCCUUUUGCGGAAAAAAUACCAACUAACGAUAACGACAUUGCGAGCAUUUUAGCCACUAAAAAAUGGUUAGAGGCUAAAAAAGAAACACCAAAAAUGCCAAUCGAGGAAAAUUUUCCAACAAUCGGCGAUGAAGAAUUUGGCCGGCCGGAUAAUUUGCCGCUAACUAACACGAUCGAGAAAAGUACUACUAUUACCAAUAAUCAACCCAACCAAUUAACGAGAGAAGUUUCUCCACCAACCCCAGCCAAAUUUUCCUUAAAUCUCAUUAGACAAAAAAGCGAUCAACUAGAAAUUGCUAAUAAUGAGGAAAAAUCUAGUGAAAAACAAAAUUUUGUCGGAGACCAAAAAGAAACAAUUUUACUAGCCAAAAUUAAAAAUUUAGAGGAGCAAUUGAAGCAAGUUCAGACUGAAAAUAACAACCUAAAAACAAAAUUAACAGUAGCGGAAAAGGAAAAAAACCAAGCACGAGAAAGAUCCAAUCAUUAUCAACAACAAUUAAAAAUUAUCGUCAAAACAUUUAACCCAA
Molecule: messenger RNA, 703 nt
Organism: Racocetra persica
Lineage: Eukaryota; Fungi; Glomeromycota; Glomeromycetes; Diversisporales; Gigasporaceae
Source: the annotation of a GenBank genome assembly